Messenger RNA from Oreochromis niloticus (Nile tilapia), 1645 nucleotides. It is a transcript of the gene p2ry8, whose product is annotated as P2Y receptor family member 8. The record is from RefSeq and is a predicted model, not a curated record. Gene Ontology annotation, cellular component: plasma membrane. Gene Ontology annotation, molecular function: G protein-coupled receptor activity. The transcript has 3 exons. The coding region runs from base 181 to 1167 and encodes 328 amino acids. NCBI's taxonomy places the organism in Eukaryota, Metazoa, Chordata, Actinopteri, Cichliformes, Cichlidae. Gene Ontology annotation, biological process: positive regulation of Rho protein signal transduction; phospholipase C-activating G protein-coupled receptor signaling pathway.
AUAAAGAUUGUCACAUGAUCCAUUUCCUGCGAUUCUGGCACCAUAAGUUCAAACCCCCAUUUCCUUAGCAGCCUUCCUUAGUCACAAUAUCUGUAACCCAUCUAUAACUGACACUCACAUGCCAACUUGCGGCUUCAGCGUGUGUUCGCAAAGGUGACGAGAGACCGCUCGCUUUCAAACAUGACGGCGAAUUCCAGCAAACUAGACAACGCCACGAUAAACUUUCUGCAGAAUUCUGGCGCCGCCAUCUCUAUCUCUACUUUGUACAUAUUCAUCACGGCCAUUAACUUGGUGGGAAAUGGCUUGUCCAUGUGGCUCCUCCUCUUCCGUACCUCUCCCAAGUCUCCCUCCAUCAUCUUCAUGAUAAAUCUUACCCUUACCGACAUGGCUCUCGGUGCUGCUCUGCCCUUUCAGAUCUCCUACCAGCUCCAAGGAUAUCAAUGGAAUCUGGGACCAAAAAUGUGCAGUUUCCUGACCCUCGUUUUCUACUCCAAUAUGUACUGCUCCAUCCUUACAAUGAUGGCCAUCGGUAUCGACCGCUAUCUGGGCAUUGUCAGGCCCAUGCUGUUCAGGCGGAUCAGGAAGAAGAGACUGAUCGCUUUUAUCAGCUGCUUCGUCAUGUGGGGUUUGGUCCUGAGCACUCUGUAUCCACUGAUGACAACAGACCUGACGUAUCACGUUCCUCAGCUUAACAUUACAACCUGUUUUGAUAUACUGAAGACAGAAAUGCUUCCAUCUGUGCCGGCCUGGGCAGCCUUCCUCUUCAGCAUGGUCUUCCUUCUCUUUCUCUUUCCGUUCUGUGUGACAUCAUUCUGCUACAUCAGUGUCAUACGCAAGCUGGCCAGUGAUUCAAAGACAUCCCAGAAAAAGAGAGCAAUCCGUCUGGCAGUUAUUGUUCUCUUAGUCUUCACUUUCUGCUUUGCUCCAAACAACAUCCUCCUGCUGAUACAUAGCGUGCUGAGACUCUACUAUAAGAAGUCUAUCUACACAGCCUACAAGCUGUCUCUGUCCUUCAGCUGUCUAAAUAGCUGCCUCGACCCAUUCAUUUACUACUUUGCAUGUAAGGACUUCAGACAAAAGUUGAGAGAGAUAAUAAAUCUGCAGAGUUUGAGCAGUGGAGAUUCAAUGAAGAUGGAAAAUAAAGAGACUUUGUACUCUGCGCAGUGAGGUCAAGAAUGAGCACGGAGAAAGGUGUUUUUGAAACCACAAUCACCACAGCAUAGAGCGAGAAUGGGUCAAAGGGGAAGAAAGACUUGAGAAAGGAAGCAUGAGUGAGACAUACAUAGCGGGUUACUCUGAGUCAGAGAAGCUUUUUGUCUUGACUCCAAUCUCAAAAUCAUUUAUGCCAGCUGGGUUUUUUUGUUUUUGUGUGUGUGUAUAACAGAAUAAAUGAACAUGAAGAGCAGCUCUGUGUCUUGGGUAACUAGUUAUCAUCCCUGCAUUAGCUUUCUAUUUAUUUUAAAGAAUUGAUCAUCUCCUUACAAAGCACAUUUGUAAUAGGUGGAAAUCCUGUUUCCCCUCAUUCUUUAACAAAUGCUGUAUUUGUUAAUUGGAUUUUCCAAGAUCAGAUCAUGAGCUGGAAUAAUCCCAAUCCACAAAAGACAGACCCCCACAAUCACUCGGGCACAAAGAGUUACUGGCAAAA